ACAACAGUCCAGAGUUCCUUGAAAUGUUUCCAGGGUUGGGCGAGUUCAGUGUAAACUGCUUGAGAGAGUCAUGGGCUUUCUUCCUUUCUUCUCUUUGGAAACAUGGAUUCUACUGAUCACCUUCAUCUGCUUGUUUGUCAAGUACGGCAACUGGGGCUAUGGAGUAUUCGAAAAGAUGGGGAUCCCGGGUCCCAAACCAAAGAUGUAUAUAGGCACAGUUACCAGAUAUAACAACGUUUACUUCUUGGAUGAUAACGAGUGUGCUAAGAGGUACGGGAGAGUGUGGGGCAUGUUUGAGUUCAAGAAGCCCAUGUUGGCUGUGAUGGAUCCUGACAUGUUGAAAACCAUCCUGGUGAAGGAGUGCUUCACCCACUUCACCAACCGGAGGAACUUCCGUGCGACCGGGGAAAUGUACGACCUUCUUCCCUUUGCUAUGGACGAUGACUGGAGACGGAUUCGUAACAUCCUCUCCCCCACAUUCUCCUCUGGUCGUUUGAAAGAGAUGUUUAGCAUCAUGAAACAUCAUUCCCGCAAACUGACGGAGAAGCUGCGGCUCAACGUGCACAGUGAGGAAGUUGUUGAGGUAAAGAGCGUCUUUGGACCCUACAACAUGGACGUGAUAGCCAGCUGUGGAUUCAGCGUGGACGUGGACUCCAUCAACAACCCUUCGAGUGCCUUCGCCACCCACGCCUCGAAGCUGUUUAGAGUUUCCAUCUUCCUCUUCAUGUUACAAGGAUGCUUCCCCUUCUUUCUUCCUCUCUUGAAGCUGUUGGGUUUGUCCGUGUUCUCCAAUUCCUCCUCAUCGUUCUUGAGAAAGGUUGUGGAGAAGAUCAGAGCUGAUCGCAGUGACCAGAAUUCACGAGACAUCCUUCAACAUCUGAUCGACUCUCAGACAGUCGGUGAAUCCAGAGGAGAGAAGCAGAAUAAGGGUCUCAAUGAUCAUGAGAUUAUUUCUCAGGCUGUACUGAUUAUGAGCGCUGGUUUGGAGACAAGUUCCUCUGCCCUCAACUUGUUGGCCUACAAUCUGGCCCUAAAUCCUGCCGCCAUGAGACGCCUGCAGGAGGAGAUCGACGCAACUUUCCCAAACAAGGGCUCGGUCCAGUGUGAACCUCUGAUGCAGAUGGACUACUUGGACUGUGUGGUCAAUGAGAGUCUGAGGCUCUACCCUCCGAGUGCACGAAUCGAUCGAGAGGCCAAAGAAACUGUCGCCGUCAAAGGAAUCACAAUCCCGAAGGGCAUGGUAGUUAUGAUCCCCGUCUACGCUCUGCACCGCGACCCUGAGCUGUGGCCAGAGCCAGAGGAGUUCAGACCCGACAGAUUUAGUAAAGAGAACAAGCAGAACAUCCACCCAUACGCUUUCCUGCCAUUCGGCAUUGGGCCACGGAACUGCAUGGGGAUGCGGUUCGCGAUGUUGAUGGUUAAACUGGCUUUGGUGGAAGUUUUGCAGAACUACAGCUUCUCAGUCUGUGAGGAGACAGAGAUCCCUUUGCAGAUGGAUCCUCAAGGCCUGGUUGGACCAUUAAACCCAAUUAAACUGAAGCUGGUGUCCCGUUCCAACGAUUCCGAAAAUGUCGACACGCGCAACUAGGAAAUGAUCAAGAGAGACACGUCCCUCGAGACUGAAUUAUCCUCUUAAUUGGUUCAUUUACUGACGAUGCUACUUACAUCAUAACUGUUUUUAUCAGAAACUUGUAUCUAAACCAAUAAUAGUGAUCGUGUAGAUUUUUGCAUCAUGUCCGUGCAGAAUGACUUCUUAUGUUAAAUACAGAAGAAAUAAAAUAAUUGACAUAUUGUUAAUGAUACAAAUAUGUUGUCUACUAAAUGUAAAGACUGAGUGGAACUGGUGACAUGAAGAGAAAGAGA
This is a messenger RNA of Paralichthys olivaceus (Japanese flounder), 1863 nucleotides long. RefSeq names its product cytochrome P450 3A27-like. NCBI's taxonomy places the organism in Eukaryota, Metazoa, Chordata, Actinopteri, Pleuronectiformes, Paralichthyidae. The record is from RefSeq and is a predicted model, not a curated record. Gene Ontology annotation, molecular function: steroid hydroxylase activity; iron ion binding; oxidoreductase activity, acting on paired donors, with incorporation or reduction of molecular oxygen.